AUAUAUAUAUAUAUAUAUGUAUAUAUGGAAAUAAUUCCAAAAGCCACUCAUCUUUACCAAAUAUAUAAGGAAAGGAAAGCAAAACGCAAUUAACCCAUUAAGUUUCUAAAUCCCAACACUUUGGAAACUAUGCAAUUCUUUAGCCAUUGAUACUCUCACACCUAUAUAUGUUACAGUAAUUCUUUUCCUACACUCAAAAAAUCACAUACAUUAUUGUGACCUCCAACAACCUCUGUUUCUCUCUCUAAUGGGUAGUUUUUCUUGUGUUGCUACACUAAUCCUGCUGUUUGCACUGCUGAAUCAAAUACAUGGUAGGAUUGGAACGAACGGCUGUGAUGUAUUCCAAGGGAGUUGGGUAUAUGAUGAAUCGUAUCCACUGUAUGAUACAACAAAGUGUCCGUUCGUAGAGAAAGAGUUUGAUUGCAUAAACAACGGUCGUCCAGACAAAGACUACCUCAAAUACAGAUGGCAGCCCUCUUCCUGCUAUUUACCAAGGUUUAACGGUGCAGAUUUCUUGAUGAGAUUGAGAGGAAAACGCCUCAUGUUUGUAGGAGAUUCUCUGAGUCUCAAUCAAUGGCAGUCAUUGACUUGCAUGCUUCAUGUGGCUGUACCGCACGCCACCUACACCUUACAAAGGACUGAAGGCCUCUCUACCUUCACAUUUCCGGCGUACAAUGCUUCAAUUAUGUUCUUACGCAAUGCUUUUCUUGUCGAUAUCACGCUCGAGAAAAUCGGAUUAGUUCUAAAACUUGACUCAAUCCAAAGUGGUACAAUAUGGAAAGGAAUGGACACAUUGAUCUUCAAUACAUGGCAUUGGUGGCUUCACACUGGCAGGAAACAACCAUGGAAUUUUAUUGAAGGAGGAGGAGUUAUACACAAAGACAUGGAUCGUUUGGUUGCAUAUGAGAAAGCAUUGAAUACGUGGGCCAGAUGGGUAGAAUUGAACGUGGAUCCUAUUAAAACUAAAGUCAUCUUCCAAGGUGUAUCUCCGGAUCAUGCCAAUGGAAGUUAUUGGGGACGUCCAAAUGCAAACUGUGGUGGAGAAACGGAACCCGUGAUCGGCCUAACGUAUCCGGGAGGUCCACAUCCAGCAGAGUUGGUGCUAGAGACGGUGUUGAGGGGAAUGUCAAAACCAGUGUAUUUACUCAACAUAACCCCUCUUUCUCAACUUAGGAAAGAUGGGCACCCAUCUGUGUAUGGGCUAGGAGGUCACCGUGGCAUGGACUGCAGUCAUUGGUGCUUAGCUGGUGUUCCUGAUACUUGGAAUCAACUCCUAUAUGCAGCUCUCAUUUGAAAAGUACACCAUUUUAUUUUACUUUAAAAAAAAAAUCAAUUAUUGUCAUUAUAUUAAAUAAAUUUCCUUUCAA
Camellia sinensis is the source of this 1367-nucleotide messenger RNA. Its product is annotated as protein trichome birefringence-like 43. NCBI's taxonomy places the organism in Eukaryota, Viridiplantae, Streptophyta, Magnoliopsida, Ericales, Theaceae. Gene Ontology annotation, cellular component: Golgi apparatus. The record is from RefSeq and is a predicted model, not a curated record. Gene Ontology annotation, molecular function: O-acetyltransferase activity.